This is a messenger RNA of Vidua macroura (Pin-tailed whydah), 2704 nucleotides long. RefSeq names its product kelch domain containing 8A (gene KLHDC8A). NCBI's taxonomy places the organism in Eukaryota, Metazoa, Chordata, Aves, Passeriformes, Viduidae. The transcript is spliced from 10 exons. The coding region runs from base 491 to 1543 and encodes 350 amino acids. Gene Ontology annotation, molecular function: protein binding. The record is from RefSeq and is a predicted model, not a curated record.
GAGCUCGCCGGUGUGCGGGAAUCCCCGGUGUGCGAGAAUUCCCGGUGUGCGGGAAUUCCCGCUCCUGGCUCUUAUCUCUGCCUGGGCCAUCAAUGAUUAAUCCCGAGGAGCAAAGUCCCUCUUCCCUCUGUCCCCUUUUCCUGCAGCUCCUUCUCCAGCUCUUCUCCCAUUUCAUCCCAGGAAUGGUUUUGGAAUGGAGUUGGCUCAGCCUGAGGUGCCGCAGCAAUUCCCAGUCCCAGCUGCUCCCGGCGCCGCUCGCAGCCCGGCGGGGAGUGGGAGGAAGGGGAUGCUCGGAGGAUUUGGGAAAAUCCGGAGCAUUUCCAGCCAUGCUCCACCUGGUGCGGCGGCUCGGGAGCUGCUCUGUCUCUGCGUGAGCUGCUGAGGCGGCUCUGGAGCCGCAGGAUUGAUGGAGAGGCGCUGAAAGGUGGCGGUGCUGCUCGGGGGUGGGGGUGGCACAGGGGACAGCAUAAACCCCUUCCCGGCGGCCACCAUGGAGCUGCCCAGCACCAAGGACUUCCAGUGGAAGUCGCUGGCGCCGCUGCCCAGCCGCAGGGUUUACUCCACGCUGGUGGAGGCGGGCGGGCAAGUCUUCGCCGUGGGCGGCUGCGACGACAACGGCGUCCCCGUGGACUCCUUCGAGGUCUACUCGCCCGAGGCCGACCAGUGGGCGUCGCUGCCCGCCAUGCCCACGGCCAGGGCCGGCGUGGCCGUGACCGUGCUGGGCAAGAGGAUCAUGGUGAUCGGCGGCGUGGGCGCCAACCAGCUGCCGCUGAAGGUGGUGGAGAUGUACAACACGGACGAGGGACGCUGGAGGAAGCGCAGCUCGCUCCGGGAGGCGGCCAUGGGCAUCUCGGUGACGGCCAAAGAUUACAGGGUGUACGCAGCGGGCGGGAUGGGCUCGGACCUGCGGCCCCACAACUUCCUGCAGCACUAUGACGUGCUCAAGGACAUCUGGGUGUCCCUGGCUGCCAUGCCCACCCCCCGCUACGCGGCCACGUCCAUCCUGAGGGGCACCAAGAUCUACGUGCUGGGGGGAAGGCAAUCCAAGUACGCCGUCAACGCCUUCGAGGUCUUCGACACGGACACGCGCUCGUGGACCAAGUUCCCCAACAUUCCCAACAAAAGAGCUUUCUCCAGCUUCGUGCCCACCGAGGAGAAGCUCUUCAGCCUCGGGGGGCUGCGCCAGGGCCGGCUCUACCGGCAGCCCAAGUUCAUGAGGACCGUGGACGUGUUCGACCUGGAGCAAGGUGGGUGGAUGAAGAUGGAGCGCUCCUGCUACCUGAAGAAAAGGCGAGCAGACUUCGUGGCCGGCUACCUGCGAGGCAGAGUUGUCGUGGCUGGGGGCCUGGGGAAUCAGCCGACUGUGCUGGAGUCGGCAGAGGCUUUCCACCCCGAGAAGAACAAGUGGGAGAGCCUCCCCCCCAUGCCCACCCCGCGCUGCGCCUGCUCCAGCAUCGCGCUGCGGGACUGCCUGCUGGCCGUGGGGGGCGUCAGCCAGGGGCUCAGCACGGCCGUGGAGGCGCUGUGCCUCUCUGAUUCCUGAUCUAAUCCCACCUGGAACAGGGCCCUGUGCCUCUCUGAUUCCUGAUCUAAUCCCACCUGGAACAGGGCCCUGUGCCUCUCUGAUUCCUGAUCUAAUCCCACCUGGAACAGGGCCCUGUGCCUCUCUGAUUCCUGAUCCGAGCCCCCCUGGAGGAGGAUCCCACGUGGAACAGGGCCCUGUGCCUCUCUGAUUCCUGAUCCGAGCCCCCCUGGAGGAGAAUCCCACCUGGAACAGGGCCCUGUGCCUCUCUGAUUCCUGAUCCGAGCCCCCCUGGAGGAGGAUCCCUCCUGGAGCAGGUCCCUGCCCCUGGCUGUCCCCAGUGGUGGCGUUGGGGACAGUGCUGGCAGCUCCCGGGACUGGGGCAGCACCAUCCAACUGCUCUAGGGGCCUGGCAGCUCCUCCAGAACCACAUCCAGGGAUUCUGGUGCCUCCCUUCCAGGCACUGCUGUCCAUGAGGAGCCCCCACACUGGCCAGGGGUCCCCCCACGUCGCUGUCACAGCUCCAUGAGGACACCCAGCUCAAGGAACUUGUCCCCACAGCUCCAUGGGGACACCCAGCCAGAGGAACUGCUCCCCACAGCUCCUGCCUGUGGGAAGGACUCCGAAGAUCCCUGUGUGGGAAUUGUGUCCCUGCAGCCAUCCUGGCCACAGGUGACAGCUUGGGAGGCGUUGGGACUCUCCAGAGGUGGCUCAGGGGGGACAGUGGUGGUGUCCUCCUCAAUCCUGAGGUCUGCGAGUGCCUCCCUACAGAUUUUCUCCCAGAGGAAACUCCAAAGCUGCAAUGGGAUCGAGGGAUUUGGGUUCCGGCAGGAGCUGGGGCCAGGGGCUGCUCCCCGAGGAUGAAUUCUGCUCUGGCUCCUCACCGGUGGCACAGGACUGGCACAGCCGCUGCCUUUGCUGGGUGGCAGGUGGAGGUGGCCUCAUCCUGCAGUUUUCCAACGUUUUUUAGCUGCUUUGGUGAUUUGGGAUCUUCGCUGGGCGAAAGGAGCAAUCCAGGGCUGUGCCUGGUUCGUCACCCCAGGGACGGGUGGUGGCUUCGGUGAUGCAAAAGUGACCCCGGUUCCGUUGGCCUCAGGCAAUUUUUGGGAGGGCUGUCCCAACUGUCGGGAUGCAAUUCCAGCUGGGAGCAGUUGUCCCAUUAAAGCCGUCCUUGGGAAAGCC